AUGCGGAAUGUGGUGGCAGACCUCGACGUUGCCGAUGUGGCCGCGGCCCUCGCUUCGGCGGGUAGUUGCGGAAUUGGGGAUGUGCGGGCUGAGCCCUUAAAGGCACGGCAAAAGCAGUGCUUUCGUUGCCUUGCCUUCGGCCAUUUGGCCGGGCAAUGCACCGGGGCAGAUGUCAAAAACAUCUGCUACCGGUGCGGGGACGGUGGUCACCAUGCGGCCACGUGCUUGGCUGAGCCGAAAUGUCCGCUUUGUGCGCGACUAGGCCAGCCGAGCAAUCACGGAAUGGGCGGCGCGAAAUGCGCCUCCAUUCCCGUGAAGGGGCGGAGGAAGCGUAUUGUGGAGGUCCCACCAGCCUCGGGUAUAGAAGCAGGACCUUCACAGCUUCCUCCGCUGGUAGACGAGGAGUCCACCUCCGAGCCGGAGGAGGUGCAGGAGAUGGAGACAUUUCCAGAGGUGUCGGCCAGGGGAUCAAAGAAGCGCAAGCCAACAGAUCCCCCUGCCAAGGAAAAGGCGCAGCAGGCGCCAAGUGUCGGGGGAUCCUCGACAAAAACACCCCCUGCCAAGAAGAAGUCCUCCGGGGCCAAGGCCACGGGGGCUUCGAUCGACGCUCAGCCGUACAGACACAUUCGGCGGCCGUCGACUAAGGUCGAAGCUUGGCCUUACAGAUACAUUCGGCAGCCGUCGACUAUAGUCGACGCUCGUCCUCAAGAGGUUAAUAAAGUUAAACAUUUGGCAUGA
Pseudomyrmex gracilis is the source of this 738-nucleotide messenger RNA. RefSeq lists its product as uncharacterized. Gene Ontology annotation, molecular function: nucleic acid binding; zinc ion binding. The record is from RefSeq and is a predicted model, not a curated record. The transcript has 3 exons. The coding region runs from base 1 to 738 and encodes 245 amino acids. Lineage: Eukaryota; Metazoa; Arthropoda; Insecta; Hymenoptera; Formicidae.